CUUAUUAAAGGUAUAAUAUGCUGAGGAUCCAGCCCUAACCUGACAGUAGUAGUAUUUCCGCGUUCAAACUCACAGUUGUAGUUGAACAUGGCGCGUUUCCUGACACCCAAGGGACUAUUUGCUUUAUUGCUUUCCAUGCUCGCACAUCUCUGCCAAGGGCAAACUCCUGUAUUACUGGAUUUCACCGACAACACAAAGGACAGAUUCGACGAGGGGCAGCCGUUAGCGGGAGCAACGUUAGAAUUAACUUGCAAAGUGAAUUUUCAACCAAGGUCUGAGCUGAUGCAGUCAUUCAAAUGGCUAUUCAAUGGCGAAGAGAUCCCAGUAUCUCCCUUUGAUCCUAGCAAACCACAGCAGAAGGACAGAAUCAACAUCGCUGGAGGGGAAGCGGACUCGACCCUCUACUACCCCGGGGUUACUCUAGAGAACAGUGGACUGUAUACAUGCACCCUAGACGGGACAUUCGUGGGGGAGUUCCAUAAAGAGAUUUAUGUAAUAGAAGUGGUCACAAAUAAUGUUACCCUGAAUCGGACGGGCCAGAACGCCACGUUGGAGUGCACGGUUUACAACUGGCCUGCAUAUGACUACGACAGCUCUCUCUUCAAACGGGACGGCGUCCAGCUGAACUCGAACGGGAAGGAUUAUUUUCAGCCACCAUAUGCCAAGCCCAUCUUCAAAAACGAUUACAUAUCAGGUUCCGUGAACGAGCUGGUCAUACUGAAUGCCGGACCUGAAGACGCUGGCGAGUACACUUGUGGCGUGUCUUUGAUAGGCCCCCGGUCACAUAUUAUUACCAAGAGUAUUUUUGUCACAAGUCCCACAAAAAAGGUAGCAAAUGGCGCUUCUUUCCUCGAGAGCUCGACGUUGUCGUUUCAUCUUUUGGUUUUAUUGAGUGUUCUGUGGUCACUAUAACUGGAUUGUUGCGGAAGCUUAACUGGCACCGAAACUGUUAUUUAUUGCCAAGCAAGGAGGCGGUCACACAAAUAAAUCAACACUAUAGCAGUCAGAGGAGCGAAUACGCUGCUGAUUCAACUUUGCCAUCAAUUUUUUAGGACUUUAUUUCCGAUAAGUUUUUCAUAUCGAAAACCUAUAUGGCAUUGUUUAACACACUUGUUGUACUUUACGUCAAAUAUAAGAAACAUUAUGUCAAAGUAAAAGUCCCUUGAAAAUGUCAAAAUUUGAAAUUACGAAAAGACUUAUUAAUUCAAGCACGUUGAUUUAAUCAUUAUAAAAUGAAAACUCCACUGUCCUAUGCCUGCAUUUAAAAGCUUCUGCUCAGGAAGGUAGCAUAUCAUAAAGCAGACUUUGGGUGAUAUUCUUGCUAUUGUCAUGUAUUAGAGCAGGUCUCUUGUAUAUAUACACACAUAUAUUACAUGUUUUUGUCUAUUUUAAACUAAGAGCAGGUCUCUUUGGUUGUUUAUGUAGUUUUUAUUCACAGUUACGUCUACGUCUUCUACACGAAUGCCUUAUUUAUUUAUAGUGAAAUAAAUCGUAUA
This is a messenger RNA of Lingula anatina, 1496 nucleotides long. RefSeq names its product obscurin. Gene Ontology annotation, molecular function: cell-cell adhesion mediator activity. Lineage: Eukaryota; Metazoa; Brachiopoda; Lingulata; Lingulida; Lingulidae. The record is from RefSeq and is a predicted model, not a curated record. Gene Ontology annotation, cellular component: axon; plasma membrane. Gene Ontology annotation, biological process: dendrite self-avoidance; axon guidance; homophilic cell-cell adhesion.